Molecule: messenger RNA, 1370 nt
Organism: Elaeis guineensis (African oil palm)
Lineage: Eukaryota; Viridiplantae; Streptophyta; Magnoliopsida; Arecales; Arecaceae
Biological process (GO): regulation of DNA-templated transcription
Cellular component (GO): nucleus
Source: RefSeq, a predicted model, not a curated record
GUCGCGCGGGCAUCGUUAUAUCACGUUAAUUAAUUGACACCACGGCCGUCUCCUGGGCACCAGGUGAGCGGUCCCUGCGUGGAGCUCCGAGAAAGGCAAUCUCUCUCUCUCUCUCUCUCUCCCCGCUUCUCAGGAAACCCUAAUCCUCGAACCUCCUGCCUCAAGGAUGCCGUCCAAAUCCAAGUCAUCGAAGCGCCAUCCCUCCUCCGACCCUCCCGAACCCAAAUCCCACCCAAAUCCAACAUCCUCGAAUCCAAUCCUAGAUCCGGCCGCCCCCACUCCCUCCAAAAACCCUAACCCUAGAUCCUCCAAACCCACCAAACCCUCCUCCUCCACCCCGGCCCUUCCCCAAUCCCCCUCCAAACCGUCUGACACCAUGAUGCCCGACGACUCCUCUGCCGCCUCCCCCUCCCGCAAGAGCGACCGCAAGCGCAAGGCCCGCGACUUAUCCGACGACGAGCUCCCCGCCGCCAAGAGCCCCCAGCCUGGCCAGCGCCGCCUCGCCGACGACAACGCCGUCGCCCUUCUCCGUGCCGCCAUCGACUUCCGCUCCCGCACCGGAUCCAUCCCGCUCGCCUCCCACAUGUCUGCCUUCUACGACUCCGCGAAGGCCUCCCUUCUCACCCCCCUCACCAAGGAUCAGGUCUACAACAAGCUCCGCCACCUCCGCCAGAAGUUCCAGAAGGCCGGCCCCCCGGGCUCGGGCCCCAACGAUGGCCUCGUCCACGAGCUCUGCGCCGAACUCUGGGGCGGCGAGGACAACAAGGAUGUUAGCAAGGAUCGAAAGAAGGCCAAUAAAGGCACCCUGGUGGUGGCCGUCGAGAAUGGGGUUGCAGCAGACGAGGAGGAGGAGGAGCCGGAGGAAGAGGUGGACGGGGAGGAGCGUGGAGGUGGCGGUCCGGAUUCCUUGCCGUAUGUGAGCAGUGCGGCGGCGGAGCACUGGAAGGCGAACGGGCUGUGUGGUGUGUCGUGGGAGGUGGGCUUGAAGCGGAUGGAUUCCUCCAAGGCGAGAUCUUUGGAGGAGAAAUGGAGGAGGCGCUGGGCGACGAGAUGAGGCUCCAGAUGGAUUGGUGCAAGACGAGCAGGGAGAUUCUGGCUUUGCUGAAUGAUGCAUACAAGCUUAUGAGUGCGUAAAAAAAGAGGUCCUUUUUUUUGAUGAAUGAAUUUAGUGGGUUUGGACAAAUGUGACCAUUUUGGAGGUUUGAUUGUCAUUUUGUUCGAGUAGAUUAGGUAAUGCUGAUAUGGUUAAACAGAUUGGUUUAUCAUGUUCCCCCCUAUGUUAUGCUGUUGAUGUUACUCCAAUGUAAUUAUGCUCUUGAAAAAUCUUCUCUCAUGCUCUGAAUUCUAUUUUUUGCUUGACUUUGUGGUGA